Molecule: messenger RNA, 1032 nt
Organism: Suncus etruscus (white-toothed pygmy shrew)
Lineage: Eukaryota; Metazoa; Chordata; Mammalia; Eulipotyphla; Soricidae
Gene: SVIP
Product: small VCP interacting protein
Exons: 4
Coding region: 90-323 (77 amino acids)
Biological process (GO): negative regulation of retrograde protein transport, ER to cytosol; positive regulation of autophagy; negative regulation of VCP-NPL4-UFD1 AAA ATPase complex assembly
Cellular component (GO): endoplasmic reticulum membrane
Source: RefSeq, a predicted model, not a curated record
ACCUGGGCUACCAUCUGAACCCGCAAAUUCGAGCCGCCUGCUCCUGGCAGGCCGGGGUGUGGGGGAUCCAUCCCACAGCUGCUCUUCCGAUGGGGAUGUGUUUUCCCUGUCCCAGGGAGUCUGCGCCCCCCUCGCCUAGCCUGGAAGAAAAAAGAGCAAAACUUGCAGAGGCUGCAGAGCGAAGACAAAAAGAAGCUGCAUCACGGGGCAUCUUGGAUGUUCAGUCUGUAGAAGAGAAGAAAAGAAAGAGGGAAAAAGUAGAAAGACAGAUGGCAACGUCUGGUCCCCCAUCAGAAGGUGGACUUAGAUGGACAGUUUCAUGAAGUAAUAUGAGUUGGAGAGUUUCCUGCUAAUAACUAAUAACUUCAAUCAAGUGGAUAUAUUCAACUUUGUAUAUUCUCUGAAUAAAUGAAGAUUGAGACGGGUUCAAUUUUUUCCCAGACUUUGUCCUUUGAAUGCAAUGCUUUUUAAGUACUGAAAAUGCAUAUGAUCUCACUUAAAAGUGAUUAGAGCUUUCAUUAAAUACUUCUACUCAAUGAAGGUAAAGGGUGAUUUUCCAUUUUUUGGUAGUUAAAAUACAGCCAUGUAAAACAAUGCAUAUAAAAAUUCUGCAAUUUUUUCUAAUCUUAAAGUUUUUCAUAAUAUUUUCCUGCUUUUAUAUAAAAUAAGAGUUAUAUUACUUAGGAAUCUAUAAGUUUUAUGUUAUUGGACAUGAAGACUGGCUUGAACUAAUGAAUUGGUGCCUUUUAACUGAUGAUCAGGGUUAAUCUUAAAAAUCAUUUGAAGGGCUUAUGUGAAAGAACUCUACAUUUUAUAACUUAAUCAACCAUGGAAUGUUUAUAGUAAAUAAUAUAUUUUCAAAAUUUAUUUCUAUUUAUAUAGCAUGUAAAAUUGAUGUAGUAUAUUGACAUAACAAAGAAGCGUAUUUUGUUUUUGCUUGUGGUAUUAAAAAUUAUAAUUGUGGUACUGAUGGCAAUAAUGCACCAUUGUGUUAUAUAAGGUUCUUCAGCUCUAUAAAGACAUGUUAAUAAU